Rhododendron vialii is the source of this 1848-nucleotide messenger RNA. RefSeq names its product tubulin beta chain-like. The transcript is spliced from 3 exons. Bases 128 to 1573 code for a protein of 481 amino acids. Gene Ontology annotation, cellular component: cytoplasm; microtubule. Gene Ontology annotation, molecular function: GTPase activity; GTP binding; structural constituent of cytoskeleton. Gene Ontology annotation, biological process: microtubule cytoskeleton organization; mitotic cell cycle. The record is from RefSeq and is a predicted model, not a curated record. Lineage: Eukaryota; Viridiplantae; Streptophyta; Magnoliopsida; Ericales; Ericaceae.
CGCCAGCCUCUCUCUCUCUCUCUCUCUCUCUGUAGGAGCGGUUAUCCUAUCCGUUCCCCAUUGCCACCCAAUUAUCCCAUUUCCACUUCAAACAUAACCUCCGAAUCUCGCUCCCGUCCCUGAAAAAAUGUCGGGUCUUUCUCUCUCCGCCCCCCCUCUCUCUCUAUAUCCCCAUUCCAAUCCCCCCUCCCAAUCCACAGCCCAAGAAAACAAAAAAACAAUGAGAGAGAUCCUGCACAUCCAGGCCGGCCAAUGCGGCAACCAAAUCGGCUCCAAGUUCUGGGAAGUAACAUGCGACGAGCACGGCGUCCAGACCAACGGCCAGUACGUCCCCGCCGAAAACCUCCCCUCCGACCUCCAGCUUGAACGCAUCAACGUCUACUUCAACGAGGCCUCGGGCGGCCGGUACGUCCCCCGGGCCGUGCUUGUGGACCUCGAACCGGGUACCAUGGACAGCAUCCGGUCCGGCCCAUACGGGCAGAUUUUCCGGCCGGAUAACUUCGUGUUCGGGCAGUCUGGUGCGGGGAAUAACUGGGCUAAAGGGCAUUAUACGGAGGGGGCUGAGUUGAUCGACUCUGUUCUUGAUGUUGUGAGGAAAGAGGCGGAGAAUUGUGAUUGCUUGCAAGGUUUCCAGGUGUGUCAUUCGCUUGGAGGAGGCACUGGUUCCGGCAUGGGAACCCUUUUGAUCUCCAAGAUAAGGGAGGAAUUCCCGGACAGAAUGAUGCUCACGUUCUCUGUUUUCCCUUCACCAAAGGUGUCCGACACCGUCGUUGAACCCUACAAUGCCACCCUCUCUGUGCACCAGUUGGUGGAGAAUGCUGAUGAAUGCAUGGUCCUCGACAACGAAGCGCUCUAUGAUAUUUGCUUCAGGACAUUGAAGCUUAGCAAUCCAAACUUUGGUGAUCUGAACCACUUGAUCUCAGCAACCAUGAGUGGGGUGACUUGCUGCCUGAGAUUCCCCGGCCAGCUCAACUCCGACCUCCGAAAACUCGCCGUAAACCUAAUCCCAUUCCCACGUCUCCACUUCUUCAUGGUGGGUUUCGCACCCCUCACUUCCCGUAGGUCCCAGCAGUACACGACCCUCUCCGUCCCCGAGUUGACUCAGCAGAUGUGGGACGCCAGAAACAUGAUGUGUGCCGCCGAUCCCCGCCACGGCCGCUACCUAACCGCCUCCGCAGUGUUCAGGGGCAAAAUGAGCACGAAAGAGGUGGAUGAACAGAUGAACAAUGUCCAGAACAAAAACUCGUCCUACUUCGUUGAGUGGAUUCCAAACAACGUGAAAUCGAGCGUUUGUGACAUUCCCCCAACCGGGCUGAAAAUGGCUUCGACGUUCGUGGGGAAUUCGACGUCUAUUCAGGAGAUGUUUAGGAGGGUGAGCGAGCAGUUUACGGCCAUGUUUAGGCGUAAGGCGUUUUUGCAUUGGUAUACGGGGGAAGGGAUGGACGAGAUGGAGUUCACGGAGGCAGAGAGUAACAUGAAUGACUUGGUGGCGGAGUACCAGCAGUAUCAAGACGCGAUGGUGGACGAUCUGGAAGAGUACGACGAAGGUGUCGAAGAGAACCACGAGGGAUGAAAGUACAAUGAUGAAAAACGACUAUCGGCGAUCAUCGCAUGGGAGUAAGAAACUCCUAGAGUAAACAAUCCCUGUGAUCACGCGGUGUUCGCUACGUUGGUUGUCCCUUCCUACCCUUUCGCUUCGUAAAGGAACGAUUUGAUGGAAUUUGAUUUGCCUUGUUUUUCAUUCCAUACGAGCAUUUGGUUACCGAUGUUGUAUUGUUGCAUGGCUGUCGAACUUUCAAAUUUCUCAUUGUUGGUUGUCAUAUACAAAAAGUAUAUUUUGGAUAACAA